Protopolystoma xenopodis is the source of this 208-nucleotide messenger RNA. The record is from the annotation of a GenBank genome assembly. Lineage: Eukaryota; Metazoa; Platyhelminthes; Monogenea; Polystomatidea; Polystomatidae.
AUUGUUUUCGUUUGUUGAAAUCUCGACAUCUAAAACAACAAAUUAUUUUUUUCAAUUUAUGAACCCCUAUGAGUGCGGGUUCAAAUCAUUUGGGGCAAGGGUAAGAAACUUUAGUUUGAGAUGUCGAGAUAGUACUAUUAUUAAAAAUGGGUUUUUCGGAGAUUUCGUGGAGUUCAUAAAGUAUGGUUUUGUAAAGUUUGUUAGAUAG